Messenger RNA from Colletotrichum graminicola M1.001, 1764 nucleotides. RefSeq names its product polysaccharide deacetylase. The coding region runs from base 1 to 1764 and encodes 587 amino acids. The record is from RefSeq and is a predicted model, not a curated record. Gene Ontology annotation, molecular function: hydrolase activity, acting on carbon-nitrogen (but not peptide) bonds; chitin binding. Gene Ontology annotation, biological process: carbohydrate metabolic process. NCBI's taxonomy places the organism in Eukaryota, Fungi, Ascomycota, Sordariomycetes, Glomerellales, Glomerellaceae. The transcript has 2 exons.
AUGCAUUUCAAGACCGUUACCGCGUCGCUCCUCGUUGCCGGAGCGGUCGCUACUCCUUUCCGCCGCCAAACCUCGAACGAGACCUUCUGCGAUGAAGGCCUUCCUGUCCCCGCGCCUAGCACUACCAAGCUUCACUUUCCCCCCUAUCCUGUGAACACCACCGUACCUGGUGUCCCCUCGAACCCCGGUGGCUCAUACCCAGGCUCUGCUUCGAAGCCCGGAAACGGUGGCUCAUACCCAGGCUCUGGCUCUGGCUCCAAGCCGGGUCAUGGCUCUGAAUCUGUACCUGGUCCCAACACCGAAUCUGACUCUCACGGCUCUUCUACCGACCCGAACUUCGGCUCUCGGCCUGGCUCCGGUUCCAACUCAGGCUCUAAGCCUAGCAAGGACAGCUCAGGAUCUGAUGCCAGUGCUCCGUUGCCUUCUAACCCCGCCCAGCCCCCUUCAGCUGGUGGCAAUGUGCCCUCGUACCCAGGCAAGCCGGCUGCGGGCUCUUCCUACGUCCCCUUUCCUCUGAAUACCACCGUUCCCACAACUGCUCCUGCUCCUUCUUUCACCACCAUCCCCGGAGUCGCUCUUCCCACCGGACCCAUCGCCAUUCCCAGCACCACCGUGCCCGUCAGCAGCAAUAACACCGCCACAACCGUUAGCUCUAGCUCCGCAGCCUCCAGUGCCACUGCACCGGCUACCAUCAUCCCUUACGGAGUUGCCAUCUCUAGUUGUACUAUUCCUGGCGACUUCGCCCUUACCUUUGACGACGGGCCUUUCACUUACACUGGUCACGUGCUUGACCUCCUCGCCGAGGCUGGUGCCAAGGCUACUUUCUUCCUCAACGGCAAAAACUUUGGCGACAUCAACGACUUCCAAGAUGUCGUCAAGCGUAUGGAUGCCGAUGGCCACCAGAUCGGCUCUCACACCUUCAGCCACGCUGAUCUCGCCACCCUGGGCGAUGCCGAUAUUAUCCCUGAAAUGACUUCCCUCGAGGAUACUCUGAUUAACAUCGUCGGAAAGUACCCUACGUACAUGCGCCCUCCUUACUUCAGCUGGAACGACAACACUUUGUCCAUCCUCAAGGCUCUGGAGUACCACGUCAUUCAUGCCGAUAUUGACUCACUCGACUACGCCAACAACUCCCCUCUUGGCAACCUGACCAGUGUCGGUAUCUUCGAGAAGGGUGUCGACGCCGGUGGGUCCAUCGCUCUGGCCCACGAUGUUCACCAAAACACCGCCGAGUACCUCGUACCCGAGUUCCUGCGCAUCAUUAAGGAGAAGAACCUGAGAGCUGUCACCGUCGGUGAGUGCCUCGGCGACCCUAAGGCCAAUUGGUACAAGACCAAGCGCACUUCAACUCCCACUGCCACCGCUUCCAAGAUCACUGUCUCCAUCACUAGCACCGCUACUCCUACCGGCGUGAUCGGCCCUGGUGGUGCCUGUGGUGGCUCCGAGGGUUAUGUCUGCGAGGCUGGUGCUUGCUGCAGUGAGUACGGAUACUGCGGCUACUCCCAGGCCUACUGCGCCGCCGGCUGCCAGCCCCUUUUCGGUGUCUGCGGUGUUGCUGGCCCCGUUGCCUCCGGCGGCAGUGCUACUACUUCCAGCGCUCCCGCUGCCACUCCGACCGGCGGUGUGAGCACCGACGGUUCUUGCGGUGGCGCCAACGGCUUCACCUGUCCUGGCACCACUUGCUGCAGCGAGUAUGGUUACUGCGGCGACACAACCGCCCAUUGUGGUACUGGAUGCCAGCCGCUUUUCGGUACCUGUGCCUGA